Molecule: messenger RNA, 1908 nt
Organism: Lutra lutra (Eurasian river otter)
Lineage: Eukaryota; Metazoa; Chordata; Mammalia; Carnivora; Mustelidae
Gene: SGF29
Product: SAGA complex associated factor 29
Cellular component (GO): SAGA complex
Source: RefSeq, a predicted model, not a curated record
GGGAAUACCAGAGGAAACUUGCAAAAGUAGUUUCAGAAAUUCAAAGAAAUUUGAAGAAACUUUUGUAAUCUGACACUUCCUGCAUGCCUCCUUCCCUUUGACUGCUGAGUCUGUAGCCACCAGCCUCACACAGCCCAGGUGCCCUCCUGCUGCCCAGGGGCCCUGUCCCAGUGCUACUAAAUAAACUUACUAAGUUGCACUGUCAGCGGUUCUUUCUUGACUGUGAAACCCCUGCGUGAGUUUUGGGGGCCUAUACAGGGACAACACCAAAAGGAAUUUGGGAGAUUCAGUACUGCUGGGUAAGUCUUCUUCAUCCCCAGUCUUUGUUACCUGUUCUUUUUCAGGGAUGUCCUGAAUAAUAUGACCCUUUGGAAUGUGCCUUGUCCGAGUGCUCAGGAGAGAACCUCCUUCCUGUGGCUACACUCCAGGGAGGGACAAACGCCUGCCACCCGGCUGGACACUAGUACCUUGGCUGUAACAGUGCUGGCUCAGGCUCUGCCUGCUUUACCCAAUCUUUCAAUACUCGUAUUCUUCUCGGGCACAGGGUGGCCAUACAUGUCAUCAGGACGGCCGCCGAUCUUGACUCUCAUAUAAGGUUCCCUCCUAAAUAACCCUGUGCGACCCCUCCAUGAACAUAAAACCCAAUAUACAUCUGACCCCGUGCUUCCUAGAAGGGACCAGUGGGAGCUGUUACCCAGUUGGGGCCUUUGCCCAACAGGGUGCCACUCAAUCUGAGCGCAGGACCCGGAAUGCCAAACAGCCCACGGGCACCCCAGACACAAUGGCCCUGGUGUCUGCUGAUUCCCGCAUCGCAGAACUUCUCACGGAGCUCCAUCAACUGAUCAAACAAACCCAGGAGGAGCGUUCGCGGAGUGAGCACAACUUAGUGAACAUCCAGAAGACCCAUGAGCGGAUGCAGACAGAGAAUAAGAUCUCUCCCUAUUACCGGACAAAACUACGUGGGCUGUACACGACCGCCAAGGCUGACGCGGCUGAGUGCAACAUCCUCCGGAAAGCUCUAGAUAAGAUAGCGGAAAUCAAGUCUCUGUUGGAAGAAAGGCGGAUUGCGGCCAAGAUCGCGGGCCUGUACAACGACUCGGAGCCCCCUCGGAAGACCAUGCGCCGGGGCGUGCUGAUGACCCUGCUGCAGCAGUCGGCCAUGACCCUGCCCCUGUGGAUCGGGAAGCCUGGUGACAAGCCCCCACCCCUCUGUGGGGCCAUUCCAGCUUCUGGGGACUACGUGGCCAAGCCCGGAGACAAGGUGGCCGCCCGGGUAAAGGCUGUGGAUGGGGAUGAGCAGUGGAUCCUGGCUGAGGUGGUCAGUUACAGCCAUGCCACCAACAAAUACGAGGUGGAUGACAUUGAUGAAGAAGGCAAAGAGAGACACACCCUGAGCCGACGGCGUAUCAUCCCGUUGCCCCAGUGGAAAGCCAACCCGGAGACGGACCCGGAGGCCUUGUUUCAGAAGGAGCAGCUUGUGCUGGCCCCUGUACCCCAGACCAACUGCUUCUACCGUGCCCUGAUCCACACGCCCCCCAGACAGCCCCAGGAUGACUAUUCAGUCCUGUUUGAAGACACCUCCUAUGCAGACGGUUACUCCCCUCCCCUCAAUGUGGCCCAGAGGUACGUGGUAGCUUGUAAGGAGCCCAAGAAGAAGUGAAGCGGGCUGGCAGACUCCCAGUCUCCCACCACCCUCACAGGGGAAUGCAGCAGAAGAUUUCAUGGCAAAUAAAUAUUGUUCCCCUUUGCCCAUGUCUCCUUGGUUUUGUUUUUCCAGGCCCUUCUCCCCUUCCCCAUAACAGGGCAGGUUGGGGAAUUGGAGGCUGUGGGGGAGAUAGAUUUGUUUGGUCCCAGUGGGCAUUUCUUUUUUGUUCUUGGCUUGCAUUAAAGACUCUUGAUGUAAUAAUA